AUGGCGGCGCAGCCUGGCACGCCUGGCGCCAGUACGCCGUCCCUCUUUGGCGGCCCUACACUAUCAACUCCCAGCGCCAACACCAACACGCUCAGCCGUGCCUCCUCCUCUCUCCUUCCGUCUUCCAGCGGCCCCGGCCCUUCCGACAGCUCGCCUGGCUCAGAUGGCUCUGCCAACAACACCUACAUCAUGCCCAACUCGCCCAUCAAGAACAGGACCGGCCUCGAUGGCUACCGUCCCAAGGUCACGAAAACCCUGGGCCAGCGACCGGCAUGUCUUGUCAAUGCCUCGGUGACCUACUGCGGAAACAACACCAUCUAUGCCUUUGGAGGAUUUGACCAGUACACCGAUGAGGUCUACAAUCAUGUCCUCAAGCUCGACCUCAACAGCCAUCAGUGGAGUCUGAUCGACAAUUAUGGUGACAUCCCAGGUGUUCGCAUGGGACACACUGCCACCAUGUACGCUGGCGACAAGCUGCUUGUCUUUGGCGGCGAGAAUGAACACCGAACCUACCUGUCCGAUCUCAUAGUCUUUGAUCUCAAGACCGCUCAUUGGACAAUGCCACAAACGAGCGGACCGAAACCCAAGGGCCGGGCCCGACACGCCGCUGUUCUACACGAAGACAAGUUAUUCAUUGUCGGAGGUAUCACAGGCAACGAUAACUACGUGUUAGAUGACAUCUGCUACCUCGACCUGAAGACUUUCACCUGGUCUAGGUCAUGGCGCUUCGUUGGCCGCUUCGACCAUUCCGUGUACAUAUGGAACGACCGCGUGUGGGUGUUUGGUGGUAUGGGCGAAGACAUGGACAAGACUGGAGACUUGUGGUGGCUAGACCUAAAGGGAAGCCCAGCGUUCGACUCGGCACCCAAUGUUGGCAUCUACGACCGAAAUUUAGGGACCAACCGCGCUGUCGGUUCACCCCGACCCCCUUACAGCUUGACACAAACCCCAGCGGUUGGAACUUCUGGCUAUGCCGCCAAUUCUCGGACGCAACAAGUCAACCCGCCCUCUUUCCAGAUGAAGACGUACGCUCCGCCUGCACCUGGUACCAUCUCAUCGCUCAAGUUUGUAGGCGGGCCCAGCAUACCACCGCAAGGUUCCGGUAUACACUUCCACGUAUACUCGUCAGGCACGCUGCUCGAUUUUGUCACGCCAGCAGUCACAACCACAUCUAAGGAAUGUUCCUUGUCAGCCCUGGACCUUCAGACACUCCGAUGGCAAAAGCUUGCCGAGGGCAGGGAGAUAUUCAAAUCCGGCUAUCGCUGGCACUAUUGCACCAUGAACGAAGACGGAACCAAGGCGUGGCUCCUCGGCUGUCCGACAGAUCCACCGGCCAACGACCUGGGCCCCAAUGGAUUUGAGGAAUACUUGAGCGACAUCAUGGAGAUUGAUCUUCGCAAAUAUGGGUUCCUCGGAAACCACCUCGCAUCAGAGCCAGUGACGCAAUCUCGGCCGACUCGUGCGAUCGACCAGCCAUCACGAGGCCUAGGCGCAGAUCUCGCAUCGCUGUUCGACCAGCCUCCUGAGUCGGGUAGCGGCGCGGACUUUGUUAUUACGGCCCUGGCUGGAGGUUGGCCCUGGGAUGAAGAGAGCAUGCCACGGAGCGGCGAAGAUACUCCCGACCAAAACUGGCUUGCUCCGGGCACUCAUACAUCACAACCCAUACACGUGCACAAACUCAUCCUGCAGGCACGAUGGCCUCAUUUUGCCCGAUUGUACAAUUCUCAGAUGGCUGAGUUCCACACAAAAAAGAUGCACAUUCCUGAGCCUUAUUCGGUCGUCAGAGCAUUUCUCUACUAUCUUUACACAGACAGCAUCCACGGCACGUCUGUGCAGGGCAGUGAGGCCACAACGGAACUCGCCGACGUCGCUGGCCUUCUCGUCAUGUCCAACAUCUAUGGCCUCCCGCGCCUGAGGCUCCUCUGUGUGAAUCGACUGUUGAAGGAGCUCGAUGUCGAUCACGCCUGUAUCAUAUGGCACUCGGCCGGGCUUGCUAACGAGGAGUGGCUGAGGAAGCGGGCUGCGCAGUUCUGUCUCUUACACUGGGGCCGCAUUGUGCGGACUGAAGGGAUUUCUCCGUUUACCCCGGACAGCCCUUGUAGAAUUGUCUCAAGAGAUCGACAUGGAGGGCCGGGUCGUUGGAGCGUCGGCAGGAAGCAGAGUUUCAGCAGCCAGACGACGCAGAUGUUGGAAGACGAUCCCGAUGACGAAGAGAUGAGCUGA
This is a messenger RNA of Verticillium dahliae VdLs.17, 2223 nucleotides long. RefSeq names its product kelch repeat protein. The coding region runs from base 1 to 2223 and encodes 740 amino acids. The record is from RefSeq and is a predicted model, not a curated record. Lineage: Eukaryota; Fungi; Ascomycota; Sordariomycetes; Glomerellales; Plectosphaerellaceae. The transcript has 3 exons. Gene Ontology annotation, molecular function: protein binding.